UCCAACAACUCCUGCCACUCCAGUCCGACACGAGCAGCCGACUCAGACCGCAAAGAGACCAAAGAGAGCACAGACCGAAAGACAGCAUGGCUGGCAAUGAUGAUACGUUCCCUGCGUGGUUCGAGACACUGAUUCGUUCCAUUGAAGAUGGCUCGUGUGGCGGUCGAGUCAGCUUUGGCGAACGUGACCCGCGUUGGUCAACAAAACUAACCACGAACAUGACCGAAAAGUUGGCUGAAGUUCUGAGAACCCAUCACGAAAUCGUGACUGAUUUAACGCUGACCUUCAUUGACUUUGGCGCUGCCGGAGGAGCUGCAUUGGCAGAGUCGCUUGGGAGCUUGAACAGCCUGCAAUCCCUUCAGCUGUCGAACCUUGAUUUCGGAAGCAACGGAGGAGCUGCGUUGGCAGAGUCGCUUGGGAAGCCUGCAAUCCCUUCAGCUGUUUCGACUUAG
Salpingoeca rosetta is the source of this 452-nucleotide messenger RNA. RefSeq lists its product as uncharacterized. The coding region runs from base 87 to 452 and encodes 121 amino acids. The record is from RefSeq and is a predicted model, not a curated record. Lineage: Eukaryota; Choanoflagellata; Craspedida; Salpingoecidae. The transcript has 5 exons.